CAGGCCUAUCUGGUCUCAGAGGAAUCCUCAUCAUGAAGCUGCUUUCCUGCAUCCUGUUGCUUACCCUAGCCCUGGGAUGGGCUCACUCGUAAGUGGAAUAUUCUGCAGAUGACCUUGACCGCUGUAAAGGACUUGAGAUGGAUGCUGUUGCAGUGAAUGAAGAGGGAAUCCCAUACUUUUUCAAGGGUGACCAUUUAUACAAGGGCUUCCACGGCCUUGCCGAGCUCUCCAAUGAGAGUUUCGCUGAGUUGGACGACCAUCAUCACCUGGGCCAUGUGGACGCUGCUUUCCACAUGCACUUUGAAGACAACCCCGACGACCACGACCGCAUGUUCUUCUUCUUGGACAACAAGGUGUUCAGCUUUUACAAGCACAAGCUGGAGGCUGGCUACCCCAAGGAUAUCUCUGAAGUCUUCCCUGGAAUCCCCAACGAUCUGGAUGCUGCUGUGGAAUGUCCUCACCCAGAGUGCGCCAACGACUCCGUUAUCUUCUUCAAAGGGGACGAAAUCUACCACUACGAUCUUAAAAGCAAGGCUGUAGAAGAGAAAGAGUUCAAGUCCAUGCCAAACUGCACAUCGGCUUUCCGCUUCAUGGAGCACUACUAUUGCUUCCACGGGCACAUGUUCUCCAAAUUUGAUCCAAAGACCGGCGAAGUGCACGGCAAAUACCCCAAAGAGGCCCGCGACUACUUCAUGAGAUGCUCCAAGUUCAGUCCUGACAGCGACCAUGUGGAGAGAGAGCGAUGCAGCCGUGUUCACCUGGAUGCCAUCACAUCAGACGACGCUGGAAACAUUUAUGCCUUCAGAGGCCACCAUUACCUCCGUAAAGAUGACAAUGACACACUGACCUCUGACACCAUCGAGAAUGAUUUCAAGGAGCUGCACAGUGAGGUGGACGCUGCUUUCUCUUAUGAAAAUCACCUUUACUUGAUCAAGAAUAACAAUUUGUAUGUUUACCGAGUCGGUGAGCCCCACAUCCACCUCGAUGGUUACCCCAAACCUGUGACGGAGGAGCUGGGCAUUGAGGGUCCCAUUGAUGCUGCAUUCGUCUGUGAGGACCAUCACAUUGCUCACAUUAUCAAAGGUAAUCAGAUGCAUGAUGUGGAACUGAAAGUCACCCCACGUAAGGCAGGAAACGAGCGUCCAAUCGGACCCUUCAAGAGAGUCGAUACUGCCAUGUGCGGUCCCGGAGGAGUUAAGGUGAUCAUAGGAAAUCACUUCUACCACUUUGAUAGCACCAAACUGCUUUCUACUGCCAGGUCCCUGCCUGAGCAGCACAAAGUGUCUCUGGAGCUGUUUGGCUGUGAUCACUAGGACUGAAUGGGUUGUGCAGGACAUCGCAUACAACACAGUGAAAUAUGGAGAAACAAAAGCACCAACGACUUCAGACAAGAGGCGCCACAUGACAAGUUGCUAAGCUUUUGACUAAGAGCACUUACAGCUGAUGCAGUAUUUCAUACCCAUUGUUUCCCUUCCAUGUCUUAGUAGUAGCCUUCUUUAAUUCAUUUAGAGGGUUGUUACUUUUCAUGCUAAAGCUCUGUGGUCCUCCACGCAAAGUGUGCUACCAAGAAGGCAGAUGUUUUUCUGUGAUUCGUUUUGUACAGUGCUGUUGUGAAUAAAGCAAAGUGGCAAC
Messenger RNA from Pundamilia nyererei, 1632 nucleotides. RefSeq names its product hemopexin a (gene hpxa). The record is from RefSeq and is a predicted model, not a curated record. Gene Ontology annotation, molecular function: heme transmembrane transporter activity. Gene Ontology annotation, biological process: heme transport; intracellular iron ion homeostasis. NCBI's taxonomy places the organism in Eukaryota, Metazoa, Chordata, Actinopteri, Cichliformes, Cichlidae. The transcript is spliced from 9 exons.